Messenger RNA from Trichomycterus rosablanca, 714 nucleotides. RefSeq lists its product as uncharacterized. Lineage: Eukaryota; Metazoa; Chordata; Actinopteri; Siluriformes; Trichomycteridae. The record is from RefSeq and is a predicted model, not a curated record. The coding region runs from base 1 to 714 and encodes 237 amino acids. The transcript has 2 exons.
AUGUCUUUGUCUGCUUUUCUGAUGCAUUCAGUGCAAUGUACUGCUAUUGCUGCCGUUCGAGUUGGUCAUCUUCUGUUAGGAUUCGCCCAGCUCUUACCUUUUUACUUUCGUUUUUCCCCGUUUUGGCGUUUUGUUUUCAUCCGCGUUUAUUUAUUCCCCGUUAGUCCGGUCGGGUUUUUGUUCUUGUUAGUGUUUGCGUUGGUUUUUCCUGUUUGGCUCCCUUCUCCCCCUAGCGGCUUGGAGCGGUACUGUUCCCGGAGUUCGCUGCGGAAGCCAGCCAAUAGAUCGCUGGAGGGCGGACUCUACUCACCUGUGCCUCGUUUACCACCUCAUCAACCACUGCAUAUAAACGCCGGCUUUUCCUCUGCUCUUCGCCAGAUUGUCUGCUUGCCACCGCGCCCAGCGAUCCCCACACCACCUGGCUUCCCGGCUUACCUAUCGUCUCCUGGAUUUGGCUCCUUCGCUCCUUGUGUCCUGGUUCCACUCCUACCUGCCUCUUCGUGUUCCUCCAGACCCUGGACUGCUUGGGACACCUUCCUGCACACCCGGAUGAACACCACGGCUCCCCCUGUUCACCUCUCAGACACCCUGCGCCUUCUACCAUCAGUACCGCCCCAGCCGCUUCCCCAGUGUUCUCCGUUGUUUGGUUCAUUUAGUAUUAUCUUUCGUUUUGUUAAUUCCAAUAAAAGCCCCAUUACCUACUUGUGGUUCUGA